Plasmodium vinckei vinckei is the source of this 360-nucleotide messenger RNA. RefSeq names its product prefoldin subunit 6, putative. Gene Ontology annotation, molecular function: protein-folding chaperone binding. Gene Ontology annotation, biological process: chaperone-mediated protein complex assembly; protein folding. Lineage: Eukaryota; Apicomplexa; Aconoidasida; Haemosporida; Plasmodiidae. Gene Ontology annotation, cellular component: prefoldin complex; cytoplasm. The transcript has 5 exons. The record is from RefSeq and is a predicted model, not a curated record. Bases 1 to 360 code for a protein of 119 amino acids.
AUGUCUCAAGAUAAAAUCACCAAAUUAAUUAAGGAAAUAAAUACCCUAAAAUCAAGUUGUGAAAAAAUUAAUUCUCAAUUAGAAGAAUUAAUAACCCAAAAAGUAGAAAAUGAAAUUCUCCUUGAGGAAGUUAAAAAUUUAGAACAGGAUGCUGUCCUUCAUAAAUUAACAGGAUUAGUAUUAGUUCGUGAAGAAAAAACAAAAUGUUACGACACAAUAACAAGGAGGAUACAUUAUAUCUCUGGAGAAAUUGAAAGCCGGAAAAAAGUUAUUACCAACUCGGAGGAAAAAUUAAAAAAACUUUUUAGUGAUCUGGAAGCCUAUUCAAACCAAAGGAAAAUCGCCAUCCCACAAGCAUAA